This is a messenger RNA of Vicia faba (fava bean), 846 nucleotides long. NCBI's taxonomy places the organism in Eukaryota, Viridiplantae, Streptophyta, Magnoliopsida, Fabales, Fabaceae. The record is from the annotation of a GenBank genome assembly.
AUGAACGAUGAUGACAGCAUGGAUAUUGUGAUGAACGAUGAUGUUCAUGACUCAACAUGUAGCGAUCCACCUUCAUCCUUGGAUUGGAGGUCUAAAGGAGCUGUCACUCCUGUUAAGAAUCAAGGCCAUUGUGGUUCUUGUUGGGCAUUCGCGGCUGUAGGUGCCAUUGAAGGAAUAGUUGCAAUAGAGACAGGGAAGCUUCUUAACUUUUCAGAACAAGAGGUUCUGGAUUGUUCUAAAAGUAAUGGUUGUAAAGGUGGAUCUUCGAUCAAAGCGUUCGAGUGGGUUAUAGGAAACGAAGGAGUUGCAUUGGAGAGUGAUUAUAAUUAUACGGCAGUGAAGGGAACUAUUUGUAAAGCCUCACAGAUUCAAAAUAGUCCAUUUAGUGCCAUUAAUUCAUUUAAUCAUGUGAACCAAUCAGAGGAGGGACUAUUGUGUGCAGUUGUUAAGCAACCAAUUAAAGUGAGUUUUCAUGUCACACGAGAUUUUAAGGAUUACACCCAUGGAAUAUAUAAGGGUCCCGAUUGCCCGAAAAAUCAUUCUCGAUUAAAGUGGAUAAUGAAGGAAGCUCUCUUCUUUAAGAAAUGGAAUGAGAACUUAGAAACUGUUCUUGGUUGCAUGUAUUUUGACCUUGCAUUAAGGAUGAAGCAACCACCUUCUCCUUCGGAAUUUGGUUCCUUUGAACAAAGGAUAUAUUAUCAGAAGUUGGAUCGCUCCAAUCGCAUGGGUCGUGCAAUGGUUUGUUUUGAGAUCAAUUUAGACCCAAUAUCUGGAAACACUUGGUGGUUAGAGUGUAGUGAAACUACUAACAUCAGUAUUUCAAUAAAGGGUUGCCUAAACUACUGA